Sphaerodactylus townsendi is the source of this 6644-nucleotide messenger RNA. It is a transcript of the gene KLHL22, whose product is annotated as kelch like family member 22. Bases 346 to 2307 code for a protein of 653 amino acids. The record is from RefSeq and is a predicted model, not a curated record. Gene Ontology annotation, biological process: cell division; protein monoubiquitination; positive regulation of TORC1 signaling. The transcript has 8 exons. Lineage: Eukaryota; Metazoa; Chordata; Lepidosauria; Squamata; Sphaerodactylidae. Gene Ontology annotation, cellular component: nucleus; polar microtubule; mitotic spindle. Gene Ontology annotation, molecular function: protein binding.
GUACGGAAGAAGACGCCGCACAGCGAGAGACGUGGGUGCUCCGGAAGUCCUGCCUACAGAUCCCCAAAGUGCCAGUCAAGUUUUUAUAAGGCUUUCGGCGAGGCUGUUUAUGCCUUUCUGCGAUUCUGGACAGAAGGCCGCUGCUCUCCUGGCUUCCUCGAGAGAUUAUCUGGUUGAAGCUUGUCUGUGGAUUGGAUGUGAAAAUCGCUGCUGUGCUGUUUAUCUUACCCCCCGUUGUCUGAAUUCUCUCCAUCGCCAACAAGUCGUCUUCUUCCCUUCUCUGCUGCCUUUUGCUGAAAACAGGUCCAUGGCUCUCCCUCCCUGUUUCCUUUCACAACACAUUGCAUGGAAAUCCAGUGUCCUUUGAAAUACCGAGCAUAUUCACCUGAGAUGGCGGAGGACCAGGAGCCUGCACAGCCGUGCAAGACUCCUCGUGAGUCUUCAAUGAAGGAGCGGACCAGCAACACAUACCGCAGUGCUCAACACUCACAGGCUUUGCUGAGUGGAUUGGUAGCUCUCCGAGACAGCGGUGUCCUCUUUGAUGUCAUCUUACUUGUGGAGGGGAAGGCUAUUGAAGCUCACCGCAUUCUCCUGGCAGCAUCAUGUGACUACUUCAGGGGUAUGUUCGCAGGUGGACUAAGAGAAAUGGAACAAGAGGAGGUCCAGAUCCAGGGUGUAUCUUACAAUGCUAUGUGUAAAAUUCUAAACUUCAUAUACACUUCUGAGCUGGAGCUCAGCCUAAACAACGUGCAGGAAAUACUCACUGCAGCAUGUCACCUUCAGAUCCCUGAUGUUAUCAAAUUCUGUUGCGACUUCCUGAUGUCUUGGGUAGAUGAUGAGAACAUCUUGGAUGUGUAUAGACUAGCAGAACUUUUUGACCUGAGCCAUUUGAGUGAGCAGCUGGACUCCUACAUUUUGAAAAAUUUUGUUACAUUCUCAAAGACACAAAUGUACCGCCAGCUCCCCCUUGAAAAGGUCUACACCCUUCUCAGCAGCAACUUCUUAGAGGUCACCUCUGAGAAUGAGGUCUACGAAGGGGCCCUCCUUUACCAUUACACACCAGAGCAGGUGGAGACAGACCAAGUCUCCUUAAUGGAACCUCCAAAGCUGCUGGAGACUGUUCGUUUUCCCUUGAUGGAGAUCCAAAUUCUGCAGAGGCUCCAUGACAAACUGAGUCAGUGCCCAUUAAAGGAAACAGUGGCCAGUGCAUUGAUGUACCACAAGAACGAGUGCCUUCAACCAAUGCUUCAGAAUAUGCACACGCAACUGAGGUCACCAUUUCAGUGUGUUGUGGGCUUUGGAGGGAUGCAUUCUACUCCAUCCACAGUUCUCAGCAACCAAGCCAAGUACUUAAACCCACUAUCAAGUGAAUGGAGACACUUCGCUGCAGCACAGUCCCGCAAAAUGUCCAACCAGGGAAUUGCGGUUCUCAACAACUUUGUCUACUUAAUUGGAGGAGAUAACAAUGUACGAGGUUUUCGAGCAGAGUUCAGGUGUUGGAGGUAUGACCCACGUCACAACAAAUGGUUCCAGAUCCAGUCCCUUCAGCAAGAGCACGCUGACCUCUGUGUCUGUGUUGUGGAUGAGUACAUCUAUGCUGUGGCAGGACGGGACUACCAUGAAGACUUGCGGGAGGUGGAGAGAUAUAACCCCAUAACCAACAUCUGGGAAUAUGUGGCCCCUCUCAAGAAGGAGGUAUAUGCACAUGCAGGAGCUACUUUGGAAGGUAAGAUGUACAUUACCUGUGGCAGAAGAGGUGAGGACUACUUGAAAGAGUUGCAUUGUUAUGAUCCAGUGACUGAUCGCUGGGAGAGUCUGGCAGAUGGGCCUGUCCGGCGAGCCUGGCAUGGAAUGGCUGCACUGCUGGGGAGGCUGUAUGUGAUUGGAGGUAGUAACAAUGAUUCUGGCUACAGAAGAGAUGUUCAUCUGGUUGCCUGCUAUACUCCAAGCACUGGUCAGUGGACUAGCGUCCGCCCUCUACCUGUAGGACAUGGAGAACCUGGCAUUGCUGUCCUAAGACACAAGGUCUACGUCUUAGGGGGCAGGUCCCAUAACCGGGGCAUCCGCAUGGACUACGUCCAUAUUUAUGAUGCUGAAAGAGAUGACUGGGAAGAAGGGCCACCGUUGGAAGAAGAUAUUUCUGGAAUGGCCGCCUGUGUACUCACUUUGCCAAGGGUCAUCCUAACGGAUGUGGAAAGAGGGGACCCUGAGUGGCAACGGGACAGACUGCAGAACCCUCUGGAGGUUUCUUCUGAUGUCUUGAGUGUAUCUGACUGGGAGGAAUUUGAACAUCUGGGUGACGAUUAGCCUAAGGGAUGGGCCUCUUUUUUCAACUUUUUGGCUUUCCCCCUUGCUGUAACUGAGCCAGGUAAUGUGACUACCCUCACUUUGUUGAGCCCCACACUCUUGCCACCAAGUUUUUCUGCCUUUAUACCCUAUGACGGGAGGCAGUCUGGUCACAUUGACAGGACUUACACCAACAGCUGGCCAGAGCAUACUGAAAAGAAGGCUAAGAAUGCACUGGAUGGGCUUCAGUGCGAGGGCAUUUUGCACAAAGAGGUGGCAAGUAGCCCACCCCUUGACUAAAGGAAGGCUUGUAGGAAUGAUGCGUGUCUUCAUCAAUGAACUGUGAGUUCAGAUUACAUUAUUUGCUGACUUGAAAAAGCAUUUGAUGUGGAGGUGACUUUGACCAUUGGUCUGCCAUAUAAGACAAACCAGUGAGCUUUUUCUUGACAAAAAGCUGUAGUUCUGUCCUCUGAAAGCUUACUAGCCACUUGAUUUGCAGCACAAAAGACAGCUCAGCCACUUCGGAGCAUCAGAUGUCCAGCAUGAAAUUCCUUCCUCGUUACUCCUAAAAAAGAAUCCUUGGUGAGCAUCUUAGCCUAGGAAGAACCAUCUUCUUCCCAUCUCCUGAGCCCUCUGAGCUCCUCUGUGCUGCCAGUACCUCUGCAGUACCUCUUCUUAGCUGCAGUACUGGCUGCUGUGCAGUUGAGCUGAAAGUUACCACCUUGUCUUGGCAAAGAAAUAUUUGUUGUUCAGUAUUCUUUACUUUUAAAAAAGAUAUAUAUACACAUCACAUUUUUUCUUGUAGUUGUCGGACAGAUAAGCUAAAGCCAGGAGAAAAUCGACUUGUGUCUUACAGACUCAACAAGUGGGAACCUGCAAAACUUUGCCAGAGGUGUCUAAUUUCUUCCUCCCCCACUGUUUCCUGUUUCCAUUUCCUGGAAGUUCCAUAGGCUCUCCUCUUUUCCUGCAUUCUUCUUUCCUUUAAGGGUGGGGUCUGGAGAGAUCCUGGAGAGUCACAAUGGUUCUUCCAACUACAUAGAUCGAUUCCCUCAGUUGCCAGUUCUAGGUUGGGGAAUUCCUGGAGAUGCAGCCUUGGGUGGCAAGGUUUGGGGAGAAAAAUGACCUCAGCAGAGUAUGCCAUACACUUUCCUUGGGAACUGCCCUUUGGUAAGGUAAUUUCCACCUUGGAGGGCACCAUAGCCACAGAGCUUUUCUCCCACUCCGAGCGCCUAACCUGCGUUAGCAGUGCUAUCUCCUUCCCACCUAAUUGACAAUCUACCUUUAUCUACCCCACUGUCUUAAGCUUUCUCCUUUCACUUCCCCGCAGUAACCUCUAUGUAGGAAAACUGGCUCAGUUGCAUGGUGCUGGUUACUGGAUCAUGCCCAGUUGCAUGGUAGGGAACUCUCAAAGACUUGUGGGGUGGCAUUUCACUUGUAUUCCCUUUCCAACAAUAUUUCCCCUUUCCUGCCUCUUCUCUCUGUCUUGAGCCCUUCACAACUUAUUUUUUAUCUCUCGUCAGCCGUAUUUAUUAUUGAUGUACUUCAUUUUUAUCCCACCCAAAACAAUUUGCACUAUUCUCCUUUCCUCCUUUUAAUCUGUAAAACUACCCUGUGAGGCAGAAUAGGCUGAAAUAUAGACUGGUCCAUAAUAAUCUACCAAGAUUUGAACUUGGAUGCUCCUAGACCCCACUCUGAAAUCCUACACCCACUGGCUUGCAUGGGGUGGCUACUGUUGAACAACAGCAAGCAGCUAGGCCGAGCUGAGUCAUGCAAAUAGGGUGCUAUCAAGUCACCCAGAAGUUGCUGCUGGGCCUAGAUUUGAUGGGACCUGGAGAUCUUUCAGAGUUAGAACUGAACUCUAGACAACACAGAGAAACCUGGAGUAAAUGGCUGUUUUGGAAGGGGAUUCUGCCCUCUCCAAAGUCAGCCAUUCUACGAAUGCACCACAGAAUCUCCAGGAAUUUCCCAGUCUGGAGCUGGCAACUUUAGUCAGGCCUGGCCCCAAUGAGCCCUCCUUCAAUGGCCAAAAUAGGCCUGGAAUGGGCCCUUCGGCCUUUUACUGACAGAACCCAGCCUAGAAUGCUGUGAUUGCCUAGCAGUUGCCACUGAGGGAAUCCAUUGCUUAAAACUACAGGCACUCUUUUAUCAUUUUGGGUUUGUUUUUUGUUUUGUUUUUUAAAAACACCCAAUGUAUUUUUUGUUUUAAGAUUCCAGCUUUUUUUGCAAGGCUGAGGCUCUUUUUAGGUUUUUCUUGCCCCAUUCGUAGCUCCAAUCACCUGAUUUAAGGGGGAAAAAAAGAAUGCACCUGAAUAUAGGGAGGCAUGUCCCAAAUAGAAAUGAGGACAGUAGUUUGAAAGCCCUAGUAAUCUGCUCCCCUCUAUCCUUUCUCAAGGCAAACAGUGGUUUUGCAGCUCCCAUUUUGUUUUCAUCUCUUCCGUUCAGAAGAGUAAUUACAGAGCGCCAAACAGUUGUUGAUUUUUUAAACUAUUCAAAUACCUCUUUGGCUAUGUCACCACUGGCAAAUCUACCAUAUAUGCACACAAGCAAAUCUACCACAUGUACACACACAUAUACUCUCCCCCACUUUGUAGAGCUCUAGUUCAUGGUUUCAUUCAAAGAACGUCAACACCAUGUUAAAACGAUGACCUCCCCACAAUACAUCUUGUAUAGAUAUCUCCUCAAAAAACUUCAUAUCUGCCCAUCAUAGGUAGGUAUGCCAGCCUGUAGAUUUAAGAGAAGUAUGGAAAUACUGCUCUUGCUUGAUGCAAAGGAACAAAGAGUAGCAUAGAGAAUUGACAAAUAUCAAGAAAAUUAAUCCACUUGCAUCUGAAGAGGACUCUGAGGUAGAAUGCCAUAACAGCUAUCAGAAUAAUUUUUUGCAGAACAUAAACACAGGAUGAGUGAUAUUCAUGGAGGUGAAAUAAGUCUCUGCUUUAAAAUACCUGCGGUUGAGCUGAGCAACUUUCUACUAGGAACCAGUUCUGAAAAACAGCUUCUGGUACAACAGCUGAACACUCAUUAGUUUCCAGCAAACCCACAGUCUUAUACUGCUUGUUUUCUUCCCUAGCAUUCUAUGAAAAUUUCCAGAGUGAUACAUCUGUUUUACAGCAAGGUUUUAUUCAACAUGAAAGAGCCGGGGUGGCUGGGCCAACAGACUGGGUCCAUGAAUAUGAGGCAGCCAUAUCCAGUGUUACCUUUUAGGUACCAUAGAGGGCAGCAGAAUGAGAGAAGACAGCUUUAGCACAGAAGGCUUAAUCCAGCAGAAAGCUGUUUUAUACAAGCCCCAUUGAAAUGAGCAAGAACCAUGGAAGCGUGUGGUACUGUUCCAGAACAGCUCCUGUUCAUUUUAAAUGCCUUUUCCACUUUAUCCUCCAAGGUGUCUUAGCUAGCCUUGUUUCAGAGACUUGUAGACACCAGGAAAAUCAAUCAAUGAUCAAGUAAUAGCAAAGACACAUUGAAAAAUAUAUAGUAGGCAAGACAAUAAUGUACCAGCUUGGUUUUUAACAGGUGUUGCAAAUAAGUCUUGUAAAGUGAGAUUAAUGUCUGUCAAGAAGGAAUGUUUUUCUUAAACUACUUGUGUCUUACUAUCUGUGGUUACCUAAAAUAUCAAUUACAUCCCCCUGAGGCCAGUUGUAUUUAGUAACUGGUGAGUUACUACAGACAAUAGUGGCAUACUAUUCUGUGCAUGAGUGCUGUGAGGUUGUGAAUCAGUAUAAACCACUUGUGUGUCUUCCCCAAACUCUUGUUACCUUCUCACCAGCAUACAUCCUUGGCUGAAUCUACGGGUGCAGUGUCUCAGUGCCAACAAGCUCUGAUAAAAUGGAAGGAACUCUGUAUAAUAACUGGCGAGCUUGCUCUGUCUCAGUAGAUUUUGGUAGGAUCAGAAAGUGGGGCUAAACUGUCUACAUUGCCUUCUUCUAAUGGACACUGGUCCAUUUUGAAUUGUUUUUAAGUCCCACCUCCUGGAACACCAGGCAGGGCAAAGCAACUCUGACGUCCAUUUGUGUCUUCGCCCUGGGUACAGCGAGGCAGAAUUAAUAUGAGCUCUAUUGAGAGCCGUUAAAGAGAAAAAAGAAAGUGAAAGAAAAAUGGCAAUUCUAGAAAGAGGGGUGUUUGAGCAGAAGAAUCAAUUGUAUACCAACAUUGAUGUGGGCUUCUGGAAGCACUUUGAAAACUUUGAUGACUGAAAUUGAAUGUGACCUGAUUUAACAUGCUUGUUUUAAUUUAUGCCCAACAGCAACAAAUACUUGAACUUAAAUAUUUGAUUUAUGAGGGGAUCCCGUGUGGUUUAAAUGUUUAAACAAACUCCAAGGUUUGUUAAAAGUUUUAUUGGAAUAAGAUUAAUAAAAAUUUAAAGA